Globicephala melas (long-finned pilot whale) is the source of this 1474-nucleotide messenger RNA. RefSeq names its product THAP domain containing 8 (gene THAP8). Lineage: Eukaryota; Metazoa; Chordata; Mammalia; Artiodactyla; Delphinidae. The record is from RefSeq and is a predicted model, not a curated record.
CAUUCUCGCUUGUCUCCAUUUGCCACGUGACGAGGGCGUAGCUGUGGUAACACGGCCUGGCGCGCAGUACGCAGGCACGUGACGAGGCCCCUUACGUCAGGCACGCUGCAAGCGUGCGGGCGGGGCGGGGUUCUGCGGCGCCCGGCGAGGACCAAAGUGCGACUUCAGACCGAGCAAAAGCCAGUUGGGUUGGACAGCCAUGCCCGAGUACUGCCGGGCUCCGAACUGCUCCAACAAUGCGGGCCAACUGGGCGCGGACAACCGCCCGGUGAGCUUCUACAAGUUCCCCCUGAAGGAUGGUCCCCGGCUGCAGGCCUGGCUGAGGCACAUGGGGUGUGAGCACUGGGUGCCUAGCUGCCACCAGCACCUGUGCAGCGAGCACUUCGUCCCCUCUUGCUUCCAGUGGCGCUGGGGCGUGCGCUACCUGCGGCCGGAUGCUGUGCCCUCCAUCUUCUCCGGAGCGCCGCCCGCCAAGAGGCAGACGAAUUCCCGAAGCACCGAGAAACCAGUCGUGCCUCCAACUCCGCAGGAGGCCACGUCCCUGUCCCCUGGUCCAGCCGUCCCGGCCCCUGGCCCCGUACAGCUUGUGGUGUUGGGGCCAGCAUCCGGGGGCCCCGAGGUCCCAGCCACCGUGUUCCUGACUCCCCUGCCGCGUCCGCCGGUUCCCACGGGGCCGCGCCCUGGAGUGUCGGCCCAGCACCCCUGGCCCGGGCUGGGCGCGGCGCUGGGAGCGCUGCAGCGGCGGGUGCAGAGGCUCCAGCGGCGCCACGAGCGGCACCAGGCGCGGCUGCGGGCUCUGGAACAGCUGGCGAAGCAGCUGCGCGCGGAGAGCCUACUGGCGCCGACGCACCGGGGCCGGCUGCGCGCGCUCCCUGGACCUGAGGAGUCCCAAGCCUUCACCAUCAUCUGUGGAGGGCCUGACAUAGCUGUGGUCCUCACCCAAGGUCCUGCACCUCCCACCCUGGACGCCAAGCCUGAGCUCCUGGACACUCAGACUCCCAGUGCAUAAGGACCAGGACAGAUGACAGAAGACAGAGGAAGAGAGACGCAUCAAACGUGGGCUUGGCCCAGCCCCAUGACCCAUGCCUGGGGCAUAGCAGUGCCUCCCUCAGGGCCCUGGCUCCCACCACCUCCUCCUAGGGACCCCUUGAACCUUAGGGCUGACCUGGGCCCAAGACCCCUGUCAGCAGUGAUUACCCUGGGAACCAGGUCCCAACCCCACCUUCAAUCUUUGCGGUCAGUAAAACAUUCUCAGAGCAGAGCAAGGGUUGUUUGUUUGGAGAGAGUUGUACCUGGUUCUGAAGAGCCCCUUGUACCCUUUGCCAAGGCUGGUGCCAAGCUGGGGAUACAGCAGUGAACACAGCUGACAAAAGUCCUGUCCUCGUGGUGCUCACUUUCUGCUUGAGCAGAAGAUGAACUAGUAAAUUAAUAAACAGUAUAAUUUCAGGUUGUGAUAAGUGCCGUAAAGACUGAA